Molecule: messenger RNA, 1554 nt
Organism: Fonsecaea multimorphosa CBS 102226
Lineage: Eukaryota; Fungi; Ascomycota; Eurotiomycetes; Chaetothyriales; Herpotrichiellaceae
Exons: 1
Coding region: 1-1554 (517 amino acids)
Source: RefSeq, a predicted model, not a curated record
AUGGAGAGACGGGGCAGGUUAUCGGUGGUCGCGGGCCUGGCCGGGAUCGUGGGCAUUGCGAGCAGCGUGCUGAAUAUCAUUUUUGCAACAAAUAUCACCAAUGUUACGGUGGUGUCAGGCCUUCGAGAUCUACUUUACAUCUCCUUCGCCCUGAGCCUGGUCGACCUCGCGGCUCUGGCUUAUUUUGGCACGCUGUUUCUAAGGAAACUCUGGAGUAAAGUGCAGCACUCGAAACCAAGUUCAUGGGGACUCCUUUACGGCGGAGUGGUUUUGGCGGCAGUCAGUGUCAUCGUUUCCGGAGUCGCCUUGGUGUGGGUGGCUGUUAAACGAAAUGACCUCCCAACAGAGAUAUUGAACACCUCACUCGCCACAUUGCUGGGGAUAUGGUUCGCUGUGUGGGCGAUUUUUGCUCUUUUGCAACUCGCCCUAUAUAUUCUUCUCGCUUCCUGGACCAAGACUGCCUCAAUGACAACAAGAGUCAGCGAACUCGACCUGGACUUUGGCGUCAGAGGUCGGUCCAUGAGCGCUGUCACGAGGCCGGGCACUCAACAGACUAACCAAUCCUUCGGCUCGCAAGACUUGACUCUUCACUCACCGCCACGCACUCCUGUCUCAAGGGGAGAGCCUUCGACACGCAGAUCGUCGUCGACAAAGGUGGGAACCGGAUCAUCGAAAACGAAACGGAUGCGGCGUUCCAGUCGAUCUUCGCUUGAAAGCUCGCCGUUCCCAGCGGGCGAGGCUAUGUCUAUAGACAGUGCCUUCGACAGCUGGGACACGUCGUCCGUCCAUCAUGAGAUGCGGGUUGUCAUCCAUUCAUCUCCCCCAGUCGCCCACGGAGCUCUGGCGACAAUACCGGGCAGUCGACCUGACUCACCUGCCCAUGCGCUAGAUGGUCCAUUCCUGCCUGAGCCACACUCUCCUACCUCAAGUUCGCCACCGCAUGCCGCAACCUCGGACACUGCGACUGCCUACGGCUGGAGCUCGUCGCCACGGCAGCCCAAAUCAUCACCACCGUCCAGUCCAAUCAAUUUCUCCCGGCCAACAUCACGACCGUCGUCGUCACAUAUCAGCAAGCCACUACCACAGCCACCUAAAAUUGGCAAGUUAGAGUCCCCUCUGCAGGAAGAACUAAUACACCCAUUGUUCCGAGCGAGCAGCCCUCGACCACCUCCGAUUGCUAUCGCUGGCACCAUGGUCACAGCGUCGCCCAUGGCCAACACUACCAUCACGCCUCGGACGCUCGCCAGUCUACGGAGCAAUUCUCACCUCGCGCUUGAAAAUGUGAAGCCUACGGCCAAAAGCGCGGACGGAUCCGAGACAGAGGACGAGGAACAGUUUCUGCCGGAUAGCCCUACGCUGGGCAGUCCAUCGCUUGGUAGCCCCGGCCCGUCGAUUGUGGAUGAAGCGGACCUCCCCCCGAUCCUCCCGGGAUUCGUGCUGUCUGCGGGAUCGCGGACCAGCUUGGUGGGGUAUGGAAAGCGCAAGAGCGUCAAGAAGGAUCGACCCAACUCCCAAGUGUCGACGCGCAGUCGGAUGAGUCAGGUCAUGGUCUGA